Molecule: messenger RNA, 3479 nt
Organism: Leptomonas pyrrhocoris
Lineage: Eukaryota; Euglenozoa; Kinetoplastea; Trypanosomatida; Trypanosomatidae
Product: putative pre-mRNA splicing factor ATP-dependent RNA helicase putativedead/h helicase
Exons: 1
Coding region: 207-3479 (1090 amino acids)
Biological process (GO): spliceosomal complex disassembly
Cellular component (GO): catalytic step 2 spliceosome; intracellular anatomical structure
Molecular function (GO): RNA binding; ATP binding
Source: RefSeq, a predicted model, not a curated record
GUGUCGGAAACUGCGGCCAUAUAUGUUGGUCGCGUUUUGUUGUUGCUGUUGUUCAUAGUUCCAACAGAGGAAAGGGCAAUCGCAGAAGUACACCUUCACGCAUUUAUUGCCAUUGCAUUAUUCCGUUGUUGUUGUUGUUUUUCCUAGCUGUAUUCUGUCUCGAUUUCUCUCUCCCUCCCCCCUCCCCCUGUGUAUUGCGCCUUGCAAUGGACGUUGGCGGCACAAACAGUCCAGUGGACGCGACGGGCGAAGACGACGCCGCUGCAGAGCGGCAAAACUUGUCCAUUCUCAUGAAGCUGCAAGAGCUGUACUGCAAGUCUGUCCUGUAUGAGCAGCUGGAGUGCGUGAUGGGCCACCCGGCCACCCAAGAAGAGAGCGACGGCUACCUGGACGAUGUGGAGGGUCUGGUGGAUUUAUACUGUGGCGAGAAGGCCGCAGUGGCGAAGCAGAUGGACGCAGCGGACGGGAGCGCGGAGGCGACGGCGCAGCGGGAGAGUGCCACGAAAGAGCGCGUGCUCGCCUCUCUGUCUGCCGCCAUCAACGGUGGGGCGGAGGAGGUGGAAGCGGAAAUGAAUGCCGGCGAGCCGGCAGAGGCAGCGAUUUCAGUGACCAGCAUCGAGCAACUCUACGACACGUUGCACGACUGCCUCUCGACCGACACCGUCAUCACUGGCCUCGCCGUCGGCUCCCUUCUCCUCGCCGAAGAUGCGAAGCGCGGGGCGGAGGAGGCCGCCCACCUCGCUCAGCAGCAGCGGCAGCGGCAGGACGGCGUGGACCUGUCCAGCAUGUCCACCUCCACCGCGGAGCGCAGAAACGCCAUGAAAGUGUCGCCAGAGGAGAUGUUCCGACUGGCCCAACACGUCCGCAGCGGCCUGGCGGAUGAAGCAGACCUCCUGAAGCUCAAGUCGGAGGACACCGGCGACGAGGGAGGGGCAGAUGUGGAGCUGAACGAGACGGAGCCGCGGUUUCUGCGCAACUUGGGCUUCUCCUCCACGCUGCACCGUCGCAUCAACUACCGGGCCCUCCUCCCCUCGCAGAUGCUGCAAAACGCAAACUCCCCACAGCACCGGCAGGCCAUCCUGGACCGGCUGGCGCAGAAGCAGCAGGGUGACUCGUCAAAGCUGACGAGUAUGGAGAGGACGGCGCAGAUGCAGGAGAAGAUCAACAUGGAGCGCCGCGUCAUCGCGCGCAAGGCGCAGCGGCAGCAGCAACAGCAGCGGUUUAACGAAGACGAAAAUGAAGCAGCGGCUGCAACCGGAGGUGGAGGCGCACGAAGAAACGCGGCUGCAGCGGAUGGGGAAGAGUUCACCAUGCAUCCCACUCUGCUGCACUCGGAGCUGGAUGCGCCACCGGAGGAGGGCGGCUUUCGCCCACAGGAUCUGCCCAGCAAGCUCCCACCGUGGAUGAAGCACAGCUUUGGCCGCAAGCCGCGCUUUGGCUUGCCGGAGACGACGCAGUCGCUUCAAGAGCAGCGCGCCUCUCUUCCCAUCUACGCCAAGCGCGACGCCCUCAUGAAGUUCGUCGACUCCCACCGCGUGACGGUCUUGGUGGGCGAGACAGGCAGCGGUAAGACAACGCAGAUUCCGCAGUACUUGGUCGAGCACGGCUAUGCAGAUCACGGCAUCGUGGCGUGCACGCAGCCGCGCCGUGUUGCGGCUGAGACGCUCGCCAUGCGCGUAGCCGAGGAGUAUGGCUGCCGCCUCGGCGAGGAGGUUGGCUACACCGUGCGCUUUCGCGACGUUACCUCGUCGCUGACGAAGAUCAAGUACAUGACGGACGGUAUGCUGCUCCGCGAAGCCCUUCUCGACGACAGCUUUCAGCGCUACAGCGUCAUCAUUCUCGACGAGGCGCACGAGCGCUCCAUUAACACGGAUCUGCUCUUCGCCAUUGUUCGCCAGGCCUUGCGCAAGCACGAAGGUCUCAAGGUGAUGAUCACGUCCGCCACGCUGGACACGAACAAGUUUUGUGCCUACUUUGGCGCGGAGGAGCCGUUUCGAAUUGAGGGACGCACCUUCCCGGUGGAGACCUACUACCUCACCGACCCCGCGAACGACUAUGUCCGUGCGGCGCUGCAGACGGUGAUGAUGAUCCACCUGCAGGAGCCACCCGGCGAUGUCCUCGUCUUCUUGACCGGACAGGAAGAAAUCGAGCUGGGUGGCGAGCAGCUCUUCCGCUGGAUGGAGAUGCUGCGUCAGCAGGUGACCACCCCGUUGCCGGACUUAAUGGUGCUGCCGCUGACCGCCACGAUGCCGCAGGAGGUGCAGUCGAAGGUGUUUGAGGCGACGCCGCCUGGAUGCCGCAAGGUCGUGCUCGCCACCAACGUCGCCGAGACGUCCAUCACCAUUACGAACCUCUACUACGUGGUGGACAGCGGCUACUGCAAGCAAAACAUCUUCGAUGCGAAGCACGGGAUUGAUCAGCUCAAGGUGGUGCCGGUAUCGCAGGCACAGGCGAAGCAGCGCUCGGGUCGUGCGGGGCGUAUCGGCCCUGGCAAGUGCUAUCGCAUGUACACAGAGCAGCAAUUCACGGAGGAGAUGGUGCCAGAGACGAUUCCGGACAUUAUGCGCACAAGCCUCUUCCAUGUCACCCUGCAGCUAAAGGCGAUGGGGCUCGACUUGCUGAACUUGGAGCUCAUGGACUGUCCGCCGAAGGAAGUCAUCGUGUCCGCGCUGGAGAAGCUGCGCUACCUCGAGGCCCUCGACGACGAAGGGCUCCUCACCCCGCUGGGCAGUCGCAUGGCCCAGCUGUCCAUUGACCCCUCUCAGAGCAAGACGCUGCUCACCGCCGUCGACCUCGGCUGCAGUGAGCCGGUGCUCACCAUUGUGUCGAUGCUCGCGGUGCAGAAGCGCGGUGUCUUCUACCGCCCACGAGAUCAGCAAGAGGCCGCCGAUGCGGCACGCCGUCAGUUCAUGCAGCCGGAAGGCGACCAGCUCACGCUGAUGGCGGUGUACGACGCGUGGGUCGAGGCCGGCAUGUCAGAGGAGUGGAGCAAGCGCAAUUUUCUGAAGCACCGCAUGCUCGUGGAAGCCCGCGACACACGCGAUCAGCUCAAGGACAUGCUGGCCCGCCGCAAUCAGCACAUCUCGCACGAGAACGACACCAACUUAGACCAAGUCCGCAAGUCCAUCACCGCCGGGUACUUCUUCCACGCCGCACGCCGCGUCGACUCGCACACGCGCUCGUACGUCACCUUGUCUGACCGGCGAGAGGUCUACGUGCACCCGUCUUCGGUGCUCAUCGACGAUCCGCCCAAGUAUGUGCUGUACGACGACCUGCGCAUGACGAAACGGGAGUACAUGACGGAGCUGCUGGCGAUUGAGCCGAAGUGGCUGGUAGAGCUGGCACCCGCCUUUUACGCAAAGCCGAAGGAGGGGCGGCUCACGAAGGAGCAGGCGGCGGAGCGUUUCACACCCAUCUUGAAGUCGUGGGAAACCGGCAGCUCAUGGCGCAUAUCGCGUUUGAAGAAGCAACGCCGCUAA